Molecule: messenger RNA, 2062 nt
Organism: Momordica charantia (bitter melon)
Lineage: Eukaryota; Viridiplantae; Streptophyta; Magnoliopsida; Cucurbitales; Cucurbitaceae
Product: putative amidase At4g34880
Source: RefSeq, a predicted model, not a curated record
GAUCUUAAAUUAUACUGAAGUUUUGCUUCCACUAGAAUCUAGACAGUGAAAUAAUUUAAAACUUGUCCUUUCUGCAAGCAACUUUACAAAAUUAUAGAAGAACUGGAUCAGUAUCCGUACGAUGAGGUUUCAAUUUUUUUAUUGAAAAAAAAUAAAAUUUAACGCCAUCGAGACAUCCUGUAGUAAUAAAAUCACAGUUCAUUGUGUUUAAGCAGAUGAAGAGAUCGAAGCUAGGGAUAAGCGCUCCGUGGACAGAGGAAUUUUACGAUGCAGGAACUUCGACUACCUGUACCGGCGUUCAUCGCUCUGUUAAUCGUCGCCGUCGGAUCAUUUAGCAGAAUCGAAGGACAGGAUUUCACGAUUCAAGAAGCGACGAUCGAGGAGAUCCAGAGAGCAUUUGCCGAUCAGAAGCUCACUUCGAGAAGGCUUGUGGAUUUCUACUUGAGCCGAAUCGAAGCCCUAAAUCCGGUGCUUCGGAGCGUGGUGGAGGUGAAUCCGGAGGCGAGGGAUGAAGCGGACGAGGCUGACCGGCGGCGGAGAGAGGCGGAUGAGAACCGGUCGCCGGUCGGAGCGCUCGACGGCAUUCCGGUGCUGGUGAAGGAUGGUAUUGCGACGAAGGACAAGCUGAACACGACGGCCGGAUCGUACGCACUGGUGGGAUCGGCGGUGGCUCGGGACGGCGGCGUGGUGGAGAAGCUGAGAAGGGCAGGGGCAGUGAUUUUGGGGAAAUCGAGUAUGAGCGAGUGGUAUUCGUUUAGAGCUCUGGGCCACGUGCCGAAUGGGUGGUGCGCACGUGCCGGUCAAGGUGUGAACCCUUAUGUAGCAUCGGGCGAGACAUGUGGGUCUAGCAGUGGCUCUGCCAUUUCUGUUGCUGCUAACAUGGUCACUGUCUCACUCGGCACUGAAACUCGUGGCUCCAUCCUCUGCCCAUCCGACCGCAACUCCGUCGUCGGAUUCAAACCAACUGUUGGCCUCACCAGCCGGGCCGGAGUCAUUCCGAUCAUGUCCCACCACGAUACCGUUGGGCCAAUAACCAGAAGCGUAUCGGAUGCAGUUUAUGUCCUUGAUGCCAUAGCUGGGUUCGAUCCGAGAGAUGCCGAGGCCACAAGCCAAGGCUCCAAGUUCAUACCUGAAGGUGGAUAUAAACAAUUUCUCAAUCCCAAUGGGGCCAAAGGAAAAAGAAUUGGAGUUGUUCGGAACCCAUUUGCAGAUAAGUUCCCUUCAAUGCAAGUUUUUGAGAAUCAUCUUCAUACAUUAAGGCAAAGGGGAGCUGUUAUAGUGGAUCAUCUUGAAAUAGUAGACAUAGAUAUAAUAUUGAGUCCCAAAAGGAGUGGGUUACUAACAGUUAUGUUGGCUGAUUUCAAGAUGUUGCUAAAUGAUUACUUGAUGAAAGAGCUCAUCACUUCUCCAGUUAGGUCACUUGCAGAUGUCAUUGCCUUCAACAAUAAGCACCCUGAAAUGGAAAAGCUCAAAGAAUAUGGACAGGCCACUUUCAUUGAAUCAGAGAAAACAAAUGGGUUUGGGGAGAAAGAAAAGAAGGCAGUUGAAAUGAUGGCAAAUCUAUCCCGAAAUGGAUUCGAGAAGUUAAUGAGAGAAAAUGCGUUGGACGCUAUCGUAACACCGGGCGAUGGCUGCAUCUCGGUGCUGGCGAUCGGAGGAUACCCUGGAAUUACUGUCCCAGCAGGAUAUGGUGAACAAGAUGGUAUGCCAUUUGGGAUGUGCUUUGGAGGGUUGAAGGGCACAGAGCCAAAGCUGAUUGAGAUUGCUUACGCUUUUGAGUAGGCCACCAUGGUGCGAAGGCCUCCAUUUUCAAAAUCAAUGGAUUGUCAAAUCUCAUAUGCCACCAUUUGAGGAGGAAAUGAGAUGUUUUGGAAGUAGUUUUCAAGUUUCAAGUGAAGAUGGAGUUGGAUAACACACAAAAUCCUUUUGAUUUUAAAAUCUUUGUUAAACUAUUUAAACAACAAAUGAUAUUAGAUUCAAAAGUUUGGAUUUGGCAGUCCAUUGAUUAUAUAAGAGAAACAAGUUUUAAAAAUUUAGGUUUGGUGUAACUCAUGUUCGGUUU